Nipponia nippon (crested ibis) is the source of this 5424-nucleotide messenger RNA. The record is from RefSeq and is a predicted model, not a curated record. Lineage: Eukaryota; Metazoa; Chordata; Aves; Pelecaniformes; Threskiornithidae.
AUGGAAUCUCUGACUCCCUCACCAAGCAUAGUAGAUAUGAAUCUGAAGAUAACUCACGUAGAAUGCCAUCCUGAAUGCUUGGUUGUAGUGUUCCAGGGUCAAUACAAGGCAGGAUGUGAGCUUGACUAUUACAUACUACAAAAUGAAAUACAACGUGUAUUCAAAGUAAAAGAUAAUGUUUACGUUGGUGGAUCUUGUUUGGUGGAAGACACAGAAGGAAAAUGGCAUAGAGGAAGAGUUCUGGAAAAGAGAGAGAAUAUGUGUGAGGCUUUUCUUAUGGACACUGGGCAAGUGCUAGCGGUUGAGGAAACACAUCUUGCUUCUGCUUGCGAUGAAUUGUUUCAGCUGCCUCCAAAGGUUGUUUUGGGUGUUUUUGCAAGCAUACUUCCUCUUGGAGAAAAAUGGGGUCCAAAAGCCAUUAACUAUUUUUCAUCUCUGGUAGGAUUACAGAUUGCAGGUCAUGUGAAAGCUGUUAUACCAUACCAACUGUUUAUUCUAGAAGUACCAAAGAUCAUUAGUGAUGUUCUUGAACUGCAGUUAGGAAAAUCUAUUGAUGGAGAUUCAUUUUGUCUUAUUGUAGAUACGUUAAGAGCGUUUCCUCAAGAAAUGCUUUGUAAGAGAGUGCCACAGUUGUUGCAACAGAAGUAUCCAGUCAAGGAGUUGCUUACUUUCAGUGAUUCUGAGAAACCAACAGAUUUUUGGCCAGUUCCAGAUGAUCUCUUUCCACGUGUACCUGUUGGCAGUAAAGAAAAUGUAAAAAUAACUGUUGCAGUAAGCCCAAAUAAAUUUUACUGUCAGAUACAGAAAUGGCAGAAAGAGCUGGAAGAUUUGACAGGAGCUAUGCAUUUGUACUAUGAAGCUAUCAGUACAGAAAAUAACAAAUCUUUUGAUAGUUUAGGGCUACUCUGUGCUGCCAAAAGGCAAAAUGGACAAUGGCAUAGAGGAGUGAUAAAACAGCUGCUCUCUGACCGUGUGGAAGUCUGGUUUAUGGAUUUUGGCAAUAUUGAAGCUGUGCCAUCUAGUUGUGUUCAGAAACUUAAAGUAGAGUUCAUGGCAUUACCAAUGACUUCAUUUCCAUGUGCGCUGUCUUGUUUUGGUAGUCAGGAUGAAACAGUAAUAAAAAUUCAGCUGAAAGAACUUAUACAGGCCUUGAUAGGACAGACUUCUGUAUGUGUCCAUGUUGAUUUAUUCAAUGACAUUAAACGCUUAUAUUAUGUUACGCUGCAAAAUCAAAAUCUUGGAAUUAAUGUUAAGCAUCCAGAAAACCUGAACAAGGCAGCUGCAGCAUGUGUCUCGCUUUUGGAGACAAAAAUCACAAGUAUUGCUGUAAACUACAAACCAUGUGAUGAGAGAUACAAUUCAUUUAAGAACUGUACUGGAAGUAAACAUACAAAAAACUGCUUACCUGAAUGGGAUAUUUCUUUGUUAAGCCGCUGCAAAAGGGUAGAAAUGCAAAUUAAUUCUUUCCAUGCUGCUUUUGUGGUAUAUGUCAUAAAUCCAUCUGACUUCUGGAUUCAAACAUGUGAAUAUCAGAAUGAAUUUCAAGCCUUGAUGAAAAAUAUUGCAGAUGCAUAUAACCAAUGUGGAGCUGAUGAAAUGGUCCUUAAAAACCCAGAACCUGGAUUGCUGUGCUGUGCCCGGUAUAGCAAAGACAUGCAUUAUUAUCGGGCUGUUGUCAUUGAAGUGCUUCAUGUAAAUAUUACUGUCUAUUUUUUGGACUAUGGAAAUACAGAUACAGUACCCUAUUAUGAUGUGAAAACAUUGCUUCCUGAGUUCUCUGAUUUACCAGCUUUAGCUGUGUGUUGUGCACUUGCUUGUACGUUUCCUGUUGAUGAUGUGUGGGUUAAAAAGGAAACGGAUUUCUUCAAAGAGGUUGUGUUUGACAAACUACUCCUGCUUCAUGUCAUUGGAAAGCAAAACAACAAGUAUAUUGUUAAUGCUCAGUAUAAGAAUGAUUUGCAGCAAGGAGAUGUUGCCACGUGUAUGGUUCAAGCUGGAUAUGCUGAACAUUGGGAAAAGACACCAGAUUCUGUUCUAAAUUCAGCAAAAAAAAAUCUUCAAGCUGUUCUUCCAGAUUUCCUUACUCUGGAAAGUCAAGCAUUUCGAUGUGGACUUAAAAAUGUACCCUUACAGAUUGACUCACUUAAUUGGUCUGAAGAAGUGCGUAUACAUUUUGAAGACUUCAUUUCUGCUUGUAGAGGACCACUGACUUGCAUCAUUUAUGCUCUUAUUCUUGUAAGCCCCAACUGUUUAUGCAAUAUAGUUGACUUACAGACUCCAUUUAUUAGUGCAGAGGAGUUCCUCAGAGAACAUGGUCUUACCCAGUCUGAACAUAUUGAUUUGAGAAACCUUGCAUCUUUGGGUUCUCUGUACAGUUUUUGCUACUCAUCUUUUAAUAUAAAAACUGGAAGUGAGGAGGAAGUUUAUAUAACUCACAUACAUAGUCCUUCAAAAUUCUAUUGUCAGCUUAAUCGAAACACUGCAACUAUAGAGGCGUUGAUGAAGAAGGUUAGUGUCAUAAGUAAAAUGUCAAAUAAUGUGAAAUAUGAUACCACCGAUACGCGAUUAUGUAUAGCCAGGUAUUUUGAAGAUGGUCUCUUUUAUAGAGCUUUGGCUUUUCCUGUGGAAUCUACAUCCUAUUUAUGUGUUGACUUUGUGGAUUUUGGAAAUAAGCAUAUGGUAGAGAGAGACCAGUUGAUGCCUAUUCCAGACUCUGCCACUGACCUAAUGUUCACACCCAUGCAAGCUAUUAAAUGCUGUCUGUCAGAUCUUAGGGAGACAAAAAUUCCAGCAGGAGUUACUAGAUGGUUUGAGGAAACAUUCCUUGGUAAACUGCUGAAGGCUAUAGUUGUAUCCCGUGAAUCAGAUGGACAGAUUGUUGUGGAGUUGUAUGAUGGACAGCUCAAAGUAAGUCAGAAAAUUAAAGAAAAAAUAUUGGAAGAAUUGGCACCAAAAAAUUAUACGGAACAAUUUGUUGGAAGUAAUGGAGGAGUGAUAUAUCACAUGGAAGAUGGCAAAGAAAUCAAUAAAGUAACAGUUAAAAAUCCUGAAAGAGUUAAAUUGAAAGCUGAAGUGAAAUGCCGAGUAUAUGACAAGUAUUAUCAGACAGAUAUUGGACACAAUUUUGGAGGUGAAGAGCAAACUGCAUGUUGCACACAAAAGUUGUACAGUGGGUCCUCAAUACCGCUAACUUUACAGGAUAGUCAAGAACCAGGUUUGGGAAAUACUGUCAGUGCUGUUCUGGAGCACAGAGUGGAACCUCUGGUUGGAGAGCCUUCUCUUCACUCACUCUCUCAUCCUACUUUAAAUUCAGAGGAAACAACUUUAAUCAGUCUUCCUCAACGUGAUAUUCGGGUGAAUUCUGAAGUAGCAGGCUAUAUUUCUCAUAUGAAUAGUCCAUCAAGUUUCUAUGUUCAGCUUGCAGAGGAUGAAAACUUAAUAAUACAACUAGCAGAAGAAUUAAAUGAAAGCAUGGUGAAUAUAGGUCAUGAAAAUUCCUUAGAUGAGCUCAUGGUAGGGGAUCUCAUUGUAGCAGAGCAUGACAGUGAUUGUUUUUACUGUAGAGCAGUUAUUAAAACUCUGCAAUUGGGAAACUCCUUUGAGGUAGAGUUCAUUGACUAUGGUAAUGCAGCAGUUGUAAGUCCUUCAAAAAUCUUCACAAUUCAGAAAAAGUUUUUAACUUUGCCGAGGCUCAGUGUUCAUUGUUUCCUUAGCAGAGUAAAAAGUGUUCCUGAUGAAAGCUGGACUAAUGAAAGUACUUCCUAUUUUCUAAGCGAAAUAAAUAACAAGCCAGUUGCUUGCAAGUUCUUACAGCAACAUGGAGAGCAGUGGGAAAUAGAUGUAAUUUGUGAUGGAAAGUCUAUGUCUAAUGACCUUCUGCAGAAAAAAGGCAGCACAAGGUGGCAGAACACACCAAUGCAUUAUCAGGAAAAUAGGCUAAAACAAAUUCUGGUUAAAAAUGGUAAUCCUCAAGAGAGAAAAUCUAGGAAUAGUUUAGGUGGUCAAAGUAAAACUAAGCCUAUUAGGAUGAAAAAUACUUCCAAAACACCCUUAAAUGUCCUUCCUCAAGAUCUAAAUUCGGGACAGGUAGAAGGCGCAGAAGUAAUUAAUAUUUCAGAGAGUGGAGAAUUUCAUGUACAGUUACUUAGAAAUUUGCAAAUAUUGCGUGAGUUAAACAUAAUGCUUGUCAAAGAAGCACAAAGAAGUGAUUUUCUUAGGGUGGAUGACAUUGAAGAAGGAUUGGAAUGCAUGACAAAAUCUGAAAGGAACUUGAAGUGGUAUCGAUCAAAAGUGAUAAAGAAAUUUGUCAGGGAAAAGUUAAUGCUAGUUUUUUUCAUGGAUUAUGGCAAGUGUGAGAUGGUCUCCUUAAAUAGUGCAAAGAUGCUCAGUGACAAGAUUAAAAGUAUUCCUAAACAAGCUGUGGUUUGUAAAUGGGUUUGGUUUAAAAAAAUGAAGAAAAUUCAAUUUGUCCAUGUAGUAAAUGCACUCCUGGAUCAUGAAAUAAGGAUCUUGUUUUUGAGAUAUUUGGAAUCCUCUCAUAUCUGGGAAGUAGAUAUUUUAAUAGGGGAAAUUCUGCUUCAGGAGUAUUUGAACCAGAUCUUAAGUCAUUGUCGGACUAUUGUUGGACCAGAAAAAUCCAAUAAUACAAAGUGUAAGGAGUUUGAUACAUCAUUCAAGAUAAAUUCAAUCACAUGGAUGCUGCUGCAGAGUGGCAGAAGGUAUCCUGGGUUUGCAACUGCAGUUACUGAUCCUUCGAACUUCUGCAUCCAGUUUGAAGUCUUAUUUGAUUGCAUGAAAAACUUGUCUUUGCUGCUCUCUGACCUUCCUGACGACUUGCCAGCUUUGCCAAAAGAACUAGUGGCUCCUGGUGCUAGCUGCUUGAUCAAGUUUGGACUGGACAAACAGUGGAACAGGGCAGAAGUUAGUGAAGUGACAAGUCAGUCUGUUGUUCUUAAGUUUAUUGAUUAUGGCUUUCUGAAGAGCAUCCCUUACUCUGAUAUCCAUAAACUUAAAGUUAUUCCAGAAAGUCUGUCUUAUUUACCAUGCUUGGUGCAUUCUUGCUCUUUACAUGAUACAGUUCCUGCCAAGGGGGAAUACUGGAGUGAUGAAGCUAAACUUCUGUUUCAGAAGCUUCUUAGUAAACCAAGUCUGAUAUUUCAUUUUAAACACUAUGGCUCUGACAUGAAAUUAGAGGUGGAUGUUCUGUAUGAGGAGAACAGUCUAGCUCAUGUUUUAAUUGCUGCCGGCCAUGCAGUCUACUCUAGAAGUAGGUGCUGCCUCAUUCCAGUUGGCAGAAUUAAAUCAGAAGGAACAGAUUUGCAGCCUAAGUGUCCGAAUUCUAGUUACUGUGCUUCCGUUUGUGAACCAGAUUAUAAUUAUGAUGAAAACUCUUAUUUUGCUGACAGAAAUAAAGCAAAGAAGUGA